GUUUCGAAUGGUGGAUGAUGUAGCUUCUCGAAUGGCCUUCAAGAAAACAACGGCACAACACGCUAUGACAAGAGCUGCUCGUUUUGAACUGAAUCAGUGGGACGAGAACACUUGGAGAGACGAUGUUGUGUUUUGGCGGCGAACUGGUUUACUUGACCAGCUAAUGUCUGAGAUCCCUGGCAGGGACAACUACAUGGCCGAUCUUGAAGAUAAUGCCUUUGGCAUACCCGCUGAGGGGAUGGAAACUGGAUCUGGACCAAUCAAUGCAGGAUUCUACCACAGAUGGUACAAAACUUCUGUAAACGACGCUAUGGGUGUUGGUGUGCGUUCGCGUGGUUAUUCUGAUAGUACCGUAUUUAUGGCAAUGACAAACCAGUCAAAGGUUGCCUCUAUGGAGCUUGAUGACGAAUGUACAGCACAUUUGGGAAAAAUCACAUGUAACCACUACAACCAGCGCUGGAGCUACGCCAUUCCUCUUGAAAUUAUCUACCUGACUCCCCUUAACGCGUGGAAUCCUUAUGACCUCGAAUACAAGGGGAAUGCAUGGACCCCCUACGGAAGAACGGUAGAAGCAGGUGGAAGAAAUGGCGGCACUGCACUUAAUAAGGCGUAUAACGGAACCAACAGCAAGGUGUAUUAUCUUACUCCACAGGAGUUUUUCACUGGAGAUACAAUAGGCAAAGACCCAGCGGAUACUGCGAAGGGAUCUGCAGGUGUAUUGGACAAACAAGGCGUGGUCCGAGCUGUUAGAGCAUCAGGGAUGCGUAUAUUCUUUCCCAAUAUUCCUGGCGUCGGAACGUUGCGGCAACGUUUGCCCAUAAUGCCUGUGCAUGGAGAAGGAAGUGCAGUUUGGAAAGAACUUGAAGCAAUCAAGGACAUUUUGUUUAAUCCACAAAAGUUCCGCCAUAUGUACCCGGAUGGAGGUAAUGUGGUGCCACCUGCUGAUGGAGAUCUUACGCUACAAGUGGCUUAUACGACCAGUGAUCCACCAGGACCACAUAGUCAUAUAGUGACCUUGACCGAACAACAGGCCCAAAACGUCCGGAAUGGGCAGUCAGUGGAUGUGUUCACAAGUCAAGACAACGGCCACCAGCACCAACUGACGAUCUCCUACCACUCAAACCCACCAACCUACUUCAUAGCAAAAUGCGAUGGGGUAGAUACCUGUUGGGACCGCCACGCACCGACGCUAACUGUUGUGUCGGCAUAUGAUACUGCACUUUAAACGAGAGACAUUGAAUUCAUUCAAGGUUCUACUAUCAUUGUCAGUGACUUUCUGAACUUUGAAGAUUUUAAGCAUAUGGAAA
Owenia fusiformis is the source of this 1307-nucleotide messenger RNA. NCBI's taxonomy places the organism in Eukaryota, Metazoa, Annelida, Polychaeta, Sabellida, Oweniidae. The record is from the annotation of a GenBank genome assembly.